Molecule: messenger RNA, 4629 nt
Organism: Talaromyces amestolkiae
Lineage: Eukaryota; Fungi; Ascomycota; Eurotiomycetes; Eurotiales; Trichocomaceae
Exons: 7
Coding region: 1-4629 (1542 amino acids)
Biological process (GO): transmembrane transport
Cellular component (GO): membrane
Molecular function (GO): ABC-type transporter activity; ATP hydrolysis activity; ATP binding
Source: RefSeq, a predicted model, not a curated record
AUGAUCGAUGGGAAUCCGCAGCUCGUCAUAGGCAACGACCGUGGCUCUACGGGCCACUUCUACACCGCUGCUAACCCGCUUCAUGCUUCAACAMCCCUCCGCCAGCCAUUUUGUGGCAACAGUGAAGGAUGGGGGCCCAUAAACUCGGAUGUCACUGACUUCACGCCAUGCUUCGUCGACAUCCCAGUCUCCAUUGCCGCUGCGUGGGGCGUGGUGAUGGGCGCCGGGGCAUUAUGGCUGUUACUUAAGAGGCGCGAACCACAACACGUUCCGAAGAAUUGGCAUUUCUACGCUAAGCUAGUUGUUCUGGCACUUCUACUCGCGUCAACGGCCACCCAAGCUAUUCUUCAAUUGGUAUCGGAUGCACAACUAUAUAUCGCCGAUUUCCGUUUCUGGGCAACUGUUUUGACGCUGGCUUCACUGGCUGUGGUUUUUGCGGUGCAAUAUUUCGAGCACUGGCGCAGUAGACAGCCAAAUGGAGUGGUCCUCUUCUACUGGGUCUUCUACAUCAUCGCGCAUGGUAUAAAACUUCGAUCGCUCGUCACUCGUGAAGUUUUUCACUCUCAUCUUCCCUACUUCAUCGUUGUUACCAUCAGUGUCGCCCUCGCUGUCGUUGAGUUCAUUCUGGAGUACCUCGUGCCCAAGAAACAGAGCGCAUACGAUACCUUGGGCAAGGAAGAUGAGUGCCCGUAUGAGUAUGCGGAUGUCUUCUCCAUUCUCACCUUCAGCUGGAUGACACCGAUGAUGAAGUACGGCUACAAGAACUUCCUAACUCAGGAUGACAUGUGGAAUCUGCGCGAUCGAGAUACCACAAAAACAACGGGUACUCUUCUAGAGGACUCUUGGGGCAUUGAGCUAGACAAGAAGUCUCCUUCUUUGUGGAUCGCACUUUUCCGUGCAUUUGGAGGUCCCUACUUCCGAGGAGCUAUUAUCAAAUGUGGUAGUGAUACACUCGCAUUCGUUCAACCGCAGCUAUUGCGUUACUUGAUCAGCUUUGUCGAUUCCUAUCGGACCGAUCAUCCACAGCCCGUCGCCCGAGGUGUUUCUAUCGCUUUAGCCAUGUUUGCAGUUUCGGUCUGCCAGACCGCAUGUCUACAUCAAUACUUCCAACGAGCCUUCGAAACCGGCAUGCGCGUUAAAUCAGCCCUCACUGGUUUGAUCUAUACCAAGGCGCUCAAAUUAUCAAAUGAAGGUCGCUCGGCAAAGACUACCGGAGAUAUAGUCAAUCAUAUGGCUAUUGACCAGCAGCGAUUGGUGGACUUGACCCAAUUCGGUACGCAGCUCUGGUCCGCGCCAUUCCAAAUUACCUUAUGCAUGGUUUCUCUAUACCAACUUGUUGGUAACAGCAUGUGGGCCGGUAUUGGAGUCAUGAUUCUCAUGAUACCGAUAAACGGUAUCAUUGCUCGAAUGAUGAAGACCCUCCAGAUCGUCCAGAUGAAGAACAAAGACUCUAGGACACGUCUUAUGACUGAAAUAUUGAACAACAUCAAAAGUAUCAAGCUAUACGCCUGGAACAAGGCUUUCAUGGGUAAAUUGAGUCACAUUCGUAAUGACCUCGAGUUGAAUACACUUCGAAAGAUUGGUGCAACUCAAGCCGUGGCGAACUUCACUUGGUCUUCGACCCCGUUUUUGGUAUCUUGCACAACAUUUGCGGUGUUUGUGCUGAUUGAUGAUCGACCUUUGUCUACCGACCUUGUCUUUCCAGCAUUGACUUUGUUCAACCUUUUGACUUUUCCACUAUCAAUUUUGCCUAUGGUCAUUACUUCAAUCAUAGAAGCUUCAGUCGCCGUGACACGUCUUACUGACUACCUUACCUCGGAUGAGCUUCAAGAAGAUGCUGUCCUCUUCCAAGAGCCGGUUACACACAAUGGCGACGAGUCUGUCCGCAUUCGAGAUGCAUCAUUCACUUGGAACAAGUAUCAAGGUAACAAUGUCUUGGAGAAUAUCAACUUGAGUGCGCGCAAAGGCGAAUUGACCUGUGUCGUCGGUCGUGUGGGUGCGGGAAAGUCGUCUCUACUCCAAGCUAUUCUCGGAGAUCUUUGGAAGAGCCAAGGCGAAGUCGUUGUGCGUGGCCGAAUCGCAUACGUCGCACAGCAAUCUUGGGUCAUGAAUGCAAGCGUUAGGGAAAACAUUGUCUUUGGCCAUCGCUGGGAUCCGCACUUCUAUGAACUUACAAUUGAAGCCUGUGCGUUAGUUGACGACUUCAAGACCCUUCCCGACGGUGACCAGACAGAGGUUGGCGAGCGGGGUAUCUCGCUAUCCGGAGGACAAAAAGCUCGGUUGACACUUGCUCGAGCUGUCUACGCACGAGCGGACAUUUACCUUUUGGAUGAUGUCCUCUCUGCUGUAGACUCUCAUGUUGGCAGACAUAUCAUCAACCGGGUACUGGGACCAACUGGUAUUCUUAACGGCAAAACACGUAUUCUCGCCACCAAUGCUAUCGCCGUGCUGCGAGAGGCAGACUUUAUUGCACUUAUUAGAGAUCGCACUUUUAUUGAGAAGGGUACAUACGAACAACUGAUGGCAAUGAAAGGAGAAGUGGCAAACUUGAUUCGCACAACAACUACCGACGACGAUGAUGAGAAUGACUCCGAAGCUAGCAAAGGCGACGCUAAAAGCCCUGUCUCCCUCGAUUCAACAACUGCCGAUGAGUCUGAUCUGUCUGAAAUUGAAGAAGCCGAUGACAGUCUUGGUGCCCUUGCGCCCAUCAAGCCGGGUGGUGUGAGAAGAUCUAGUAUGGCUACUCUGCGACGUGCUAGUACUGCAAGUUGGCAUGGCCCGCGUAGGGAAACCAACGACGAAGAGAAUAAUCUCAAAACCAAACAAACCAAAGAAAAAUCAGAACAAGGAAAGGUGAAAUGGAGUGUCUACGGUGAAUAUGCAAAAGAGAGCAAUCUUUAUGCAGUCGCUAUCUAUCUAUUCUUCCUUCUUGCCUCACAAACCGCACAGAUUGCGGGAGGUUUUUGGUUGAAACGUUGGUCUGAAGUCAACGAGAUUUCUGGUCGAAACCCCGAUGUUGGCAAGUACAUUGGAGUCUACUUUGCAUUUGGAUUAGGAUCAUCUGCUCUUGUGGUUUUGCAGACAUUUAUCCUUUGGAUCUUUUGCUCCAUAGAGGCUUCUCGCAAAUUUCACGAACGUAUGGCGUACGCUAUCUUCCGGUCACCUAUGAGCUUCUUCGAGACUACACCUUCCGGCCGUAUUCUCAACCGGUUCUCAAGCGAUAUAUAUAGAGUUGACGAGGUACUCGCACGUACCUUCAACAUGUUAUUCGCCAAUGCCGCCCGUGCAUUUUUCACCAUAGGCGUAAUUACAUUCUCAACACCGGCGUUCUUAGCCGUUAUCUUCCCUCUUGGAUUUGUCUACAUGUCCUAUCAAAAGUACUAUUUGAGAACUUCCCGAGAACUAAAGAGAUUGGAUAGUGUCAGUCGCAGCCCGAUCUUUGCCCAUUUCCAAGAAUCUCUAGGCGGCGUAUCGACGAUUCGCGCUUACAGACAAACGAAGAGAUUUGCCAUGGAGAAUGAAUGGCGUAUGGAUGCCAACAACCGGGCAUUCUUCCCGUCGAUCAGUGCCAACAGAUGGCUUGCUGUGCGAUUGGAAUUCAUAGGAUCUAUCGUUAUCCUAUCUGCCGCUGUGUUAGCUAUCAUAUCCGUUAGCACGGGCAGUGGCUUGUCAGGUGGUAUGGUGGGKUUGGCUAUGUCUUAUGCUCUCCAAAUCACCCAGUCUCUCAACUGGAUUGUGCGACAAACGGUCGAAGUUGAAACAAAUAUUGUUUCCGUCGAACGUGUGUUAGAAUAUGCCAACUUGCCUAGUGAGGCUCCCGAUGUUAUCUUCAAGAAUAGACCUACUAUCGGUUGGCCAGCACAGGGUGGAGUGUCAUUUCAGAAUUAUAGCACUCGUUACCGUCCUGAACUCGACCUUGUCCUCAAGAACAUCAAUCUCGAUAUCAAGCCCCACGAGAAAAUUGGUGUCGUCGGUCGGACAGGUGCCGGCAAGAGUUCUCUGACAUUGGCGUUGUUCCGUAUCAUUGAAGCCUCGGAAGGCAGUAUCAGCAUUGAUGACUUGAACAUUUCUACAAUCGGUCUUACUGACCUGCGUGGUCGCCUGGCAAUCAUCCCUCAAGAUCCAGCAAUGUUCGAAGGAACUCUGCGAGAUAAUUUGGAUCCUCGUCAUGCUCAUGAUGAUACUGAAUUAUGGAGCGUUCUCGGCCAUGCGCGUCUCAAGGAACAUGUUGCUGGCAUGGAGGGUCAAUUGGAUACCGUGAUUCAGGAAGGAGGCUCAAACCUGAGCCAGGGUCAGCGGCAGCUCGUUUCGUUGGCUCGCGCAUUGCUAACGCCAAGUAACAUUCUGGUCCUGGAUGAAGCAACGGCCGCUGUAGAUGUUGAAACCGAUGCUUUGCUCCAACAAACCUUACGUAGCAGUAUCUUCAAAGAUCGCACUAUCAUCACCAUCGCUCACAGAAUCAAUACCAUCAUUGACUCUGACCGCAUUGUGGUCUUGGAUCGGGGUACCGUCGCAGAAUUCGAUACUCCAGCCGAGCUUCUCCGGCGGGGUGGCAAGUUCUAUGACCUCGUCAAAGAGGCAAAUCUCCUGGAAAGUGAUGCUGUAACAAGCAUGCUGGGAAAGAAAUGA